Fusarium musae is the source of this 972-nucleotide messenger RNA. RefSeq lists its product as uncharacterized. Bases 1 to 972 code for a protein of 323 amino acids. Gene Ontology annotation, biological process: L-arabinose metabolic process. Lineage: Eukaryota; Fungi; Ascomycota; Sordariomycetes; Hypocreales; Nectriaceae. Gene Ontology annotation, molecular function: alpha-L-arabinofuranosidase activity. The transcript has a single exon. The record is from RefSeq and is a predicted model, not a curated record.
AUGAAGUACGACCUCGGCCUCGUCUCCUCGGGCUUGCUGCUCCUCGCCUCCGUCGGCGACGUCGCAGCCCAGUGCCAGCUCCCCACCUCCUACAAAUGGACCUCAAGCGGUGUCCUCGCCGAGCCCAAGAACGGUUGGAAGUCCCUUAAGGACUUCACCGUCGCUCCCUACAACGGCGGCCAGCUCGUCUACGCCACCAACUAUGGCACCGCCUAUGGAUCCAUGGCCUUCAGCCCCGUCUCCAACAUCAACCAGCUCGGCUCUGCCUCACAGACCGCUACGCCUUUCGCUGCUGUCGCUCCUACUCUGUUCUACUUCGCGCCCAAGAACAUCUGGAUCCUGGCUUACCAGUGGGGUCCCACCAAGUUCUCGUACAGAACUUCCAGCAACCCUUCCAACAUUAACGGCUGGUCUGCUGCUCAGCCUCUCUUCACUGGCAACAUUGCCAACUCUGACACUGGCCCUAUCGACCAGACCGUCAUUGGCGAUAGCAAGAAUAUGUACCUGUUCUUCGCCGGCGACAACGGCUCCAUCUACCGCGCCAGCAUGCCCAUCGGCAACUUCCCCGGUAGCUUCGGUUCCGCCUCGCAGGUCAUCCUGCAGGACACCAAGGCCAACCUCUUCGAGGCUGUGCAGGUCUACUCCCUCAAGGGCUUGAACAAGUACCUUAUGAUCGUCGAGGCUAUGGGUAGCGGCGGACGAUACUUCCGCUCCUUUACUGCCAACAGCCUCGACGGCGCCUGGACCGUCAACGCCGGUACCGAGAGCAACCCCUUCGCCGGCAAGGCCAACAGCGGUGCCACCUGGACCAACGACAUCAGCCACGGAGAGCUGAUCCGAACCAGCAACGACCAGACCUUCCCCGUCGACCCUUGCAACCUCCAGCUCCUCUACCAGGGCCGCAACCCCAACUCUGGUGGCGACUACAACGCUCUUCCCUACCGCCCUGGUCUGCUCACCCUCAAGAAGUAA